This is a messenger RNA of Hyaena hyaena (striped hyena), 3877 nucleotides long. RefSeq names its product large 60S subunit nuclear export GTPase 1 (gene LSG1). Gene Ontology annotation, cellular component: cytosol. The record is from RefSeq and is a predicted model, not a curated record. Gene Ontology annotation, biological process: ribosomal subunit export from nucleus. The transcript has 14 exons. Bases 27 to 2006 code for a protein of 659 amino acids. Lineage: Eukaryota; Metazoa; Chordata; Mammalia; Carnivora; Hyaenidae. Gene Ontology annotation, molecular function: GTPase activity; GTP binding.
GGAGCUCGCGCGAGUGCUGCGCUGCCAUGGGCCGCAGAAGAGCGUCAGAUGCCGGGCCCCUCGGCCGGGCCCUUAUCCGCCAGAAGACUCAGCGGAGCCGAAACCACCGUCACGCCGACUCCUGGUUGCACACAAGUGAGCUCAAUGAUGGCUACGAUUGGGGUCGUCUUAAUCUGCAGUCAGUAACUGAACAGAGUUCCCUCGAUGACUUCCUUGCAACUGCAGAACUUGCAGGGACAGAGUUUGUAGCUGAGAAGCUGAAUAUUAAGUUUGUGCGUCCAGAGGCCAGAACUGGGCUGCUGUCCUUUGAGGAAAGCCAGAGAAUUAAGAAACUCCAUGAAAAAAACAAGCAGUUCCUGAGUGUACCACGGAGACCAAAGUGGGACAAAAACACUAGUCCUGAAGAACUCAGACAGGCAGAGAAAGAUAACUUUCUAGAAUGGAGACGUCAGCUCGUCCGGCUAGAAGAGGAACAAAAGUUGCUCCUGACUCCAUUUGAAAGAAAUUUGGACUUUUGGCGUCAGCUGUGGAGGGUGAUUGAGAGGAGUGAUAUCGUGGUCCAGAUAGUCGAUGCUCGAAACCCACUCCUGUUUAGAUGUGAGGAUUUGGAAUGUUACGUGAAAGAAAUAGAUGACAGUAAGGAAAACGUCAUUCUGAUAAAUAAGGCAGACUUGCUGACUGCUGAGCAGCGGGGUGUCUGGGCCACAUACUUUGAAAAAGAAAAUGUGAAGAUUAUCUUCUGGUCAGCUUUGGCUGAAGCCAUUCAACUGAUUGGUGACUCUGAGGAACAUGUGGACGAGGGUGCUGGAGAAGCCACUACAACGGGGUCUGAAAACUCCAGUUGUGAUGGGGCUGGAAAUCCUCACGGUGAGACUGAGCGUCUCCUGGACAGGGGCUCCCCCCCGCUUGGUGCAGUUGCCACUAGCGAUGAAGACGACAGUGAGUACGAGGACUGUCGGGAGGAGGAGGAGGAAGUUUGGCAGACGUGUUCGGAGGAGGACAGCGACCCUGACGAGAAAGCCUGUGGCUGGGACAGGAAGGAACGCUGUGCCGGGGAUUGUGGGGCUCAGGGCAGGGGCGCCCUGCAGAAGAGGCACACGCGCAAUUUUAGCCACCUGGUCUCAAGGCAGGAACUAUUGGAGAUCUUUAAGCAGCUACACACUGGGAAGAAAGUGAAAGACGGACAACUUACUGUUGGACUGGUGGGCUACCCGAAUGUUGGUAAGAGUUCCACAAUCAACACCAUCCUGGGCAACAAGAAAGUGUCUGUGUCUGCCACCCCUGGUCACACCAAGCAUUUUCAGACUCUCUAUGUGGAACCUGGCCUCUGCUUAUGUGACUGCCCAGGCCUGGUGAUGCCGUCCUUCGUCUCUACCAAGGCAGAGAUGACUUGCAAUGGAAUCCUCCCAAUUGACCAAAUGAGAGACCAUGUCCCGCCUGUGUCACUAGUUUGCCAGAAUAUUCCGAGAUAUGUUUUAGAAGCCACCUAUGGCAUCAAUAUCAUAAAACCUAGAGAGGAUGAAGAUCCCCAUCGACCUCCAACAUCAGAAGAAUUGUUGACAGCUUACGGAUGUAUGCGAGGAUUCAUGACUGCGCACGGGCAGCCAGACCAACCUCGGUCAGCUCGCUACAUCCUGAAGGACUACGUCAGCGGUAAACUUCUGUACUGUCAUCCUCCCCCUGGAAGAGACCCGGUGACCUUUCAGCAUCAACACCAGCGACUCCUGGAGAACAAAACGAAUAGUGGUGAAGUAAAAAUACAUCCAGAUGGAAAUAAAAAAGCAAAACAGAUUGAAAAUAUAGUUGACAAAACUUUUUUCCAUCAAGAAAAUGUGAGAGCUCUGACCAAGGGAGUGCAGGCUGUGAUUGGCUACAAGCCUGGGAGUGGCCUGGUGACUGCAGCUGCUGUGAGCUCUGAGAGCAGGGCUGGGAAGCCCUGGAAAAAACAUGGCAACAGAAAUAAAAAAGAGAAGAGUCGUAGACUCUAUAAGCACCUGGAUACAUGAACUCGGGGCCGCAGCGGAAAUGGCACGUGCGUCAUGCAUCCGGAGAAGACCAGAAGCUGCUCUUGCCCGGGAUGGUGGGGAAUGGACCCUGCUUCUUGUGGCACCCGGCCACACCAGACAGCCAGGAUCAAGACGGAGGGGCUCCUUAGAGCACCGAGGCCAGCACCGUCAUCUUGGAGCCCCGGAAACCUCGUCCUGUAGAAGGCUGAAUUUAAGACGAGGGAAUGAAUGAUUGAAUGUUUGUGUAAACAAAUACACAUGCAUACUAAUUUGUAAGUUGGGGGUUUUUUUUGAAAAGAUACUAAAAUUAAAUGGUCACUAAUAGACUUUUUUUGGUUUAUGUAGAUACACUGCCAUUUGGACAUUUCACAUUCUUUAAACAGUUGUAAUUUGCCAAAACACGACUGGGAUUUUAGAUGGAUUCUUUUGAGAACAUUGUUUAGGUUAGUGAUUCUCAACCUCACACACGUACCCCACACUUGUUAGUAUUGCUGAAGGCACAUCAGGUCUUGGAAUGAGGAGGGCCAGUGUAUAUAGUUUUGAAAGCCUCAGAGAGCCCAGUCUUCUGUUGAAAUUCUCCAUCAAAUGAGCUACUACUCAAGAAGGUAGCGUGUUAGCGUGUAUUUUUCUAUAGCUCACUACAGGGGUGAGGAAAUGGGCAGAUAAUCUGCUAGGUAUUGUUGGAGGCUUAGUACUUAGUACCUUAUCUGCUUAGUACUUAGGACCAUCAAGAGUGAGAUGUGAGCAUUUUUUACCUUUUAAAGUGCCAUUCCUUAUAAUACACGAGGUGUUUAGCCUCUCACUUUACUUCCGUCUCCCUUUUUCUGUGAGCCUCAUUAUUCCCUUAACUCGGAUCCUUGCCUUAUUUUGUGUGAUGGAUGUUUUUGGAAAUGUAACGGAAGUUAUGGAUGCUUUCUCCAGAAAAACGCCCAUGCCCAUGAACACGGUCUUGUGAAAUGUAUCGGAAGAUCACAGACCUGCAGUUCAUCCUCAGUUUCACAGUUAAGCCUUCCUUGCCCUGUGUAGCCACAGUGCAUUUGAGAUAUGUCUGAAGACGUGUCCCACCUGGGGAAUGAAGACACCCACUUGUUCAUUUAACAAAUCCCACCUGCCGCGUGGCAGGAAGGGGCACUGGAGAAUGGUGACAGCAGGCGUAGGGCCCUGCUGCAGGUUAGCCAGAGCCGUCACACGGCCCUCGAGCCUGUGGGGAUCCUGGAGGUUUGCUCAAAAGCGGGGGGUAAGCCAAGGGAGAGUUGAUAAACAGGCAGGGAAUUGGUGGUGUAAGUCUUCAUUUAAGUACCGGGUGAAAGUUAUUCCAGGUCAAGGCUGAGGCAGAGCUAGAGAGGUUCCAGAGUUGUGCUCCUCCAUCUGCAGCAGUGUACUUCUGGUUCUUCCCUUUGAUCUGAGGAAAGGGACAGUCUAAAAGGCCCAUGACAGAAACAAGCGGCAGCGUGUUAAAGCGUACGUUGUUUCCUGUACCACAGAACAGGCACAGCUGUCUGGAAUGGACAAAGCAUGUACUGAUUUUGGUUUGCUUUAAUAAUAGUGUAAUAGCUAAAUCAGUACUUAGAAAAAGUAAUUACAUACACUUCCAAGUUCCAGGUUAUUUUUGUAACAAUUUUUUGAGAUAUUCACGUACCAUGCAAGGUCACCAAUUUUAAAGUAUACAGUUCAAUGGUUUUUAGUAUAUUCAGAGUUGUAGAACCAUCACCACAACCAGUUGCACAUUGCUGCCACAAAAAAGACACCCAGGCCCCUUUAGCUAUUGGCCCCCAAUCCUCCCAUCCCCCCAGCCCUAAGCAAGCACUGAUCUACUUUAUAUAUGGAUUUGCCUAUUCUAGAUGUUCAUAAUAAAGGAUUCAUAAGCUGUG